ACACCUAGAGCUGGUUCAUGGGUUGUAUCCAAAGGAUUAAAUCUUUAAUAAAAUGUUAAGAAAACGGUUCGUUUCUGUCAACGAACGACAUGGGAGUGAAUGUAUUUUGGUAGCGAAGGCUAUAGCAUCAUUAUUAGAGACAUUAAUUGGAAAUGGAGAAAGCUUGAAGUGUUGUGAGUUAUCUGGAUCAACAGUAUUAACAGGCAGUACACCAAAAAUUCUUGAAACCAUUGAUAUUGAGCAUUCUGCUGGUUAUAUUAUCAACAGCACUUGUAAGAGUUUCCACGAAGAGUAUGGAUGUGGAUCUACAACACUUGUUUGUUUGAUUGGAUACUGGGCUAGUGCCUUCCAAGAUCUUGUAGACAUGGGUGUUCCUACUACAGUCAUAGUGAAUACGUUGGAUGAAAUUUCGGAAGAGAUGGAAAAUGUUCUGAAACGAUCACGUAUUUCCCUAAGAAAUAUUCAAGAUGUUGAAUUAGAUCGUCCAAUUUUCCACCAUGAGAUGAAUAAUAUUAUUUUACCUCGAUCCCCGUUGAAUCGGCCCUCACAGCUGCCUAAUAACACUAGCAACAAUCGUGUUGAAGCCAAUACUCUGAAUCAUUGCGAAAGGUUUACGAGUUGUUCUAAAAACUUAUAUACUAUUACGGAAAAUUCGAUGAAAUCUUGCUUCUCGGCAGUGCGUCCUAACCGGUCGUCUUGUAAAUCUAAAGAGGUCGAAGAAAGUAGUAUUCCGGAUGAAUUUGAUGCUUGUUUUGAAGGUCUGUCUGUCAACAAAGAUACAAGUAAUUGUAAUGCUGGUGAAAUAAAAGAAAACCCAAGUGACUUUCCGAUUGAAGAGAAAUUUGAAAAGAACUUGAACGAAAUUUGUGGGUCUUUCUUUAAACUGCCAGAUAUUUAUGGGAAACCGUCCCCACAUAAAAAUACUAAACAUGAGACAAAUGUGGCUAAAAAGAUUCAUAAGAAGACGAAUGUAAGGGAUGUAUUUCUUAGAACUCGCAAUCUCACGGAUGUGUCAUUGCUUCAAUCAACUACAGUACAUUCACAAAUUAUAGAAAAUGAUAGAAAGUGCGUUAAUGUAAACACAACCUUAGGUGAAACUCGUAGCAAUUCAGCGGUAUUUAAGGAAAGUUAUGAAUAUAAACAAAGUUCUUCGACCAUUAAAGGGCCUAAAAGUUUUGAUCCAGAUACAGGCCGAAAUGACAAAAACUGGUUGGAUAUCUUGGGACAUGGCUUAGCCCAUGGAAAAGAGCAUGAAAUGUCGUUGGCGCUGGAGAUUCUUAAAAAGCAGUAUAGUUCAUCAGGGAAGCUCUAUGAUCAAUUCUCGUUUUUGUUGGACAGUAUUUGUGUCCAGACAGUUAUGGGGCCAGUUGUAGAAAAGUCUUGUGUUUUAGAAGGUACAGUCGUUGAACUAUCCAAAGAAAACCAUUCUAUCAUAGCAUGCGAUCCAAAUACCCGAAGACUGAUUGCUUUGGUUAAAGGUGACAUCAGCUACAAUUACCGACACACUGGUUUUAAAGAAUCCGUUCGAGUAACUCGUACUUUGAACAAAGAUGAUUUCUACGACCUAAGUUUGAAUGCCGAAAACGAAUGGUUAGUUGAAGUUAUGUCAUUUAUAAAACGUUCGAAUUUGGGUGUGAUUGCUUUACACGGUCAAAUGGAUAAAGGAUUGCGCGCUAAUUUGCAGACUUUAGGUGUGAUUAUACUUGAAAAUUUGAGCGAUUGUCAGCUUAAUGUUCUUUCCAAAAUGACAGAGACGCCGAUUUUUUCUUACAUCUUGGAUUUCAGCGAACAUGAUUUUGCAAAACAGGUUGUGAUUAAAAUUUGUGCUGACGUUAGAACUGAACAGCCAGCAAACGGUUGUGCAGUUCAAACACCUGUGUUUGGUCAGGUCUGUCUAUGGUCUGUUCAGGAAACUUUCACGUCUGCUCACUCUGCUGUAUAUUCGGUGCUAUUAUGUGGUCCAGUUCAAGAUUUAGUUAACGACAGUGAACAGAGGUUUUGGAAUUGUGCUCAUCGUUUGUACAAUACGUUCGAAGAUCAGUGUGUAUUGCCUGGUGGUGGAAAUAUUGAGGAACGUUGUAUGAAACACUUGAAAUCUAUCAGAGAUCUUAAACAACCUGCAAAAACGCCACCCUGUCUUUGGGUUCAAGAAGACUACGUGUUGUUUCGACCGCUCAUCAUUGACGCAGUAUGCUCGGGUAUGAAUCGGUUUGUUAGAAAAGUGAAUGUCAAUAUUGAAAAUAUACCGUCGAGUCACUUUCCACCAAACGUCGAUAUGAAGGCUGCGGAGAGUUCAAGAACUCUGUUUGACAAUUACGGUUGUAAGUUAAAUAGCUGGAAAGGAGCAAUCAGAAUCGUAAAGCUAUUUCUUACCUCAGAGUACCAUAUAAUUACUGGAAUUUAGAAUGAAAUGAAUGGAAGGUUUUUCUAACUUAACUAACUUAUUCCUACCUAAUUUCGCGUGCACUUAAUUUCACCAGAUUUUCAUUUUUCAUCGACAAAAAAUUGAUUAAAUUACCAGAAGUGGUCUGAAAAUUUUAUCUUUACAGCUUACGUAGCUUUUUAACAGUAAUAAACUAACAACUAUUUAUAUGCUAUAAUUUGCCAAUUGACAACCAUGCACUUUUACAUCAGCAUUCUUUUAUCUUGGAAGAUGAUCAGUAACUGAAAUACCAUCAAAGCAUCAGAUUCCGUCGCGCCCUUGUUGGAACAACAUAUUUCUUUCCAAAAAUCGAUUUUAUCCUACUUUAUCAAAACCUGUCCACCCGAAGCAAAUAAUGCACAUUUAAGAGUAAACUUUCCUGAAUAACAAGAAUACAAUCUUGUCCAAUUUUUGUUAUAUUAUCGAUUGCAUGAAAUCAUUUAAUGCACGCGAGAAUUAUAUUUGUUAAAGAACAUAAAGGCCCACACAGCCAGGACGCGAAUUGGCAACGCGAUGCGAAUUUUAACGUCUUUUAUUUUUCAAAAUUAAAUAAAUUUUAACCUAUCAUAAUAUUCUUGUAUAUUACAUAACAAUGAUACAUUUCGACUGCUCUGGCGUCAAUAGAUUCAAAUUUUUGC
Molecule: messenger RNA, 3060 nt
Organism: Dendronephthya gigantea
Lineage: Eukaryota; Metazoa; Cnidaria; Anthozoa; Malacalcyonacea; Nephtheidae
Product: Bardet-Biedl syndrome 12 protein homolog
Exons: 6
Coding region: 53-2404 (783 amino acids)
Biological process (GO): photoreceptor cell maintenance; chaperone-mediated protein complex assembly
Molecular function (GO): ATP binding
Source: RefSeq, a predicted model, not a curated record